Messenger RNA from Microsporum canis CBS 113480, 1965 nucleotides. Its product is annotated as ATP-dependent RNA helicase mrh4. The record is from RefSeq and is a predicted model, not a curated record. The coding region runs from base 1 to 1965 and encodes 654 amino acids. Lineage: Eukaryota; Fungi; Ascomycota; Eurotiomycetes; Onygenales; Arthrodermataceae. The transcript has a single exon. Gene Ontology annotation, molecular function: nucleic acid binding; ATP binding.
AUGUUGUCGUCAAGGGUAUCUGUUGGGCCACGGUCCAUGUGUCUGUACUGCCAGUUCAAACGCGCGACUGUACCGCACAUCACUGAGUCUCUGCAGCCACGGAGUCAGCUCUCCCGGCCAGCUUCAACAGCCCAAGCUCGACGAAAACCCUCCCGGAUGAGGCUGUCCCCGAACGUAGGGAAGUCAGUGCUAGCCGAUGGGAAGACGAAGAGGUCAGGUCGUUUCGAGAAUAGCCCGUUUGGGGCGAUGAACCAGACCAGCGUUCGUCUCCGGGAUAACACUCGCUCCAGAUCAGACGCCGAACUCAGACGAGCAGCCAAACCCCAGUUCAGGGAACAAGGUCAGGACAAGGAGAAGAGCGAGGAAUCGUGGAUGAAACCUCUGAAGAUGCAGAUUGCCCUUACCCCGGUUCCGUAUAACCGACGCAUGGCGAUCAAGGAGAAGAUUGCAGACAUUACCUCAUUCGACCAGUUUCCUCUUCUUGAUGUGGUGCGUGAGGCGGUGUACAACAACGCGCUUGCUGGGAUGGAGGACGUAACUCCUACACCUAUACAGCGUGUGGCCAUACCGGCAUUGUUGGGCCACAAUAACAAGAUUCCCGAUACCCCUCCAAAGGACGACCAUGCGCCCAAGUACGACCAAUUCCUACUCGCAGCAGAAACUGGCUCAGGAAAGACUCUCGCCUAUCUUAUUCCAGUUCUAGAUGCUUUAAAACACGCUGAGGCCUUUCAGAAGGAGCAGGAAAAGAUAGAGGCUGAAGAAAAGGCAAAGAGAGAGCAGGAAGAAAAGGAACGGAGGGAAAAGAACAACAUAUUUGAGUUGGAGUCCCCUGAACUUACAACACCAGAUACAUACCAGGAUGUCGCAAAGCCAAAGGUUAUAAUUCUCGUUCCUACCUCUGAACUUGUCAACCAAGUCGGUCAGCUGGUUAAACAGCUAUCCCACACUGUUAAAUUCCGUUCCGCACUUCUCCAUUCUUCCCAGACCCCACGCAGAAUUCGAAAUAGUUUAUUCAGCCCCGCUGGAUUAGAUGUACUCAUCAGUACCCCACAUCUGGUCAGCUCAAUUGCGGAGUCUAACCCUUACAUUUUAAGCCGUGUCACUCAUAUCAUCGCGGAUGAGGCAGACUCUCUCUUUGAUAGAUCCUUCUCCCCAAUCACCAACUCUAUAAUUGAAAGGGCUGCAUCAUCAUUGAAGCAGCUCAUUCUCUGUUCUGCCACGAUUCCACGACACUUGGAUAACCGUCUUCGUGAGCUUUACCCUGAUAUUAGAAGACUCGUUACUCCAAAUCUCCACGCCAUUCCCCGAAGAGUCCAACUUGGAGUGGUCGAUGUUGACAAGGAACCCUACCAUGGAAAAAAGUCUCUUGCUUGCGCCGACGUCAUUUGGUCUCUUGGAAAGGCUGGAAGUAGUGAUGAGGGCGACGCAUUUGCACGUAUUACCGGCACCCCAGAGACGAAACAUAUUAUCGUUUUUGUAAACGAGCGUGAAUCGGCUGAAGAAGUGGCUGGAUUCCUCGCCUCAAAAGGAAUCGAUGCCGUGGCUUUGACUCGAGAUACCCCUGAGAAGCGACAAUCCGAGAUCCUCAACGAAUUCACCCAGGCAAAGCCACAGCUCUCAGAAAAUGACAAGAAGUUGCUUAUGAAGAGUAAGAAACUUGACGCAGGGGCAGUGCCCUUCAUGAGAAGCGAUGAACCCAAGAAACCCAGCUCAACAAAAUUCCUGAGCAAUACAAAAGUACUUGUCGUCACCGACCUGGGAUCCCGAGGAAUCGAUACCGUAGCGGUUAGAAAUGUGAUUCUGUACGAUGUCCCCCAUUCGACUAUCGACUUCAUCCACCGUCUUGGUCGCCUGGGCCGUAUGGGAAGGAGAGGAAGAGGCAUCGUUCUCGUCAACAAGAAAGACAGAAAGGACGUGGUCAAGGGUGUUCGUGAAGCAAUGUUUAGAGGACAAGCACUGAUCUAA